Vombatus ursinus (common wombat) is the source of this 7913-nucleotide messenger RNA. RefSeq names its product zinc finger protein 346 (gene ZNF346). Bases 49 to 876 code for a protein of 275 amino acids. Gene Ontology annotation, molecular function: zinc ion binding; double-stranded RNA binding. Lineage: Eukaryota; Metazoa; Chordata; Mammalia; Diprotodontia; Vombatidae. The record is from RefSeq and is a predicted model, not a curated record. The transcript has 7 exons.
GGGGGCUGAAGCCGGUUGGGGCUGCGCUUAGCGGGGUCUUCGGGGAAGAUGGCGGAUGUGUCCGGCAGCAACGGCGACACGGCGGAGCCCGUGGGGAAGGAGGCGGUGGAUCGAAUGAUUCAAGAGAACAACCACCUGUUCACAGAUGUCCAGUGUAAAGUAUGCAAUGCAGUACUCAUUUCUGAGUCCCAGAAACUCGCCCAUUACCAGAGCAAGAAGCAUGCAAACAAAGUAAGGAGAUACACAUCUAUUCACAAAGAGGAGGAGUUUAAUGAUGGGAAAAAACUGAAGCUAGAUUCAAAACAGGAGAGCAGCCAUGGCGAUGACAGGGAUCGGUGCUGUGCCAUCUGCAACAUGACCUUUUCUUCCCCCAUCGUGGCCCAGUCUCACUACCUGGGGAAGACUCAUGCCAAGAACAUGAAGUUGAAGCAGAGUAACUCCCAGGCGGAAGGUCCACCAAAAGUCCACACGGAUGCUACAACCCCUGGUCAGAGUGAAGGCAGUGGUAACACAUCUGAUCCAGACAAAUUCUGCAAGCUCUGCCAUGCCACUUUCAACAAUCCCUGCAUGGCCAAGCAGCACUAUGAUGGCAAGAAGCACAGAAAACAAGAGACCAAAGUCAAGCUGAUGGCUCAUUAUGGCAAGAACAAUGACUCACCCAUUACAGUUUCAGAAGCUGGAUGGGGCUAUCCCUGCAACACUUGCAAAAUCAUGCUGAAUUCCAUAGAGCAGUACCAGGCGCACAUCAGUGGCUUCAAGCACAGGAACCAUAUACCAGGAGCUGUGCCGACCCUAGGACGCUUUCCAAAGCAGCAAUAUGUUCGAGAAGAAACAGUGUCUUCAGGAGACUACAGUUACUUUAGCCAAGACUCCUAGAGCCAUUGGCAAUACUGUUCUCUUCAAGUUGGUGCCAGCCAAGAACAAGCAGCUAGUGCCAACUCUCAGUGGUUCUGUUAUCUGGUCAGAGACUGGCCCGUGCCUCCAUCUCAUAGUGACUGUGCAGGACAAAAGCAGAAAUGACUUAGUUUGGAAAGGAUCUGAUGUAGCAAGCUUUGCUCCAUCUUGUGUGCUCCAUUAGGAAGCUCCUUUGGCAUAAUCUGUUAAUUGACAUCUUGUUCUGUGUGUUCCUCAAACAUACAGGUGGUAUCCCUCCUUUGUGUGUCACUUCUUGCCACUCCUCUGCCUCUAAGCUAUGUCCCUGCCCUCUUCAAACAGUGCAGAACUCUUGGGUUUCAGGAACAGCACCUUGACUAAUUUAUCUUAGAUCAGGAGUAAUAACGUAGAGCUGGAUGUUAGCAAAUUGUUAUUCCCAACUCCCACUUGAACCUGGGUGUCUAAGUGUGUCUUACUUGUUCUUCCUUGAUGGGAAAACUUGCAUAGGAUUUAUUUCCCUGUAUUUAGAGAGAGAAAUCCUUGGGUUUUUCCUAGUACCCUAGACACCUACUAGAGAAACCAUGGAAUGUGAGUACCGAACCGUGGUGGGGUAGAGAACAAAAAACUUGGCCAACUCUACUUAUUUAUCCCUCAAAAGAAAGUCACGUUAGACCAAGUUAUUUCCAAUUGUGCAGGAGGGAUUCCUUUUUAAAUCUACUUUAUCUGUUGAAAUGUUUUGACUUUUUGUUGGAAGCCUCAUAUCUGCUUGUCAUGAUAAUAUCUGAAUGGUACUGGGAAGGUCAUGUUACUCUGGGCAUAAUCAAUGGUCAUAUUAGUAUGGGCAGUACAAGGUUCUUUCCCCUCUCAGUUGUUGUUGCUCUCAGUCACACGUCACCACUAGAAGGUUACUCUGAGGGUGCAAGUUAAAGAAGGUCACUUGGUAGCAGCUCUGCUUGUCCAAGGUCUGCUGCCUAUCUGCUUUACAGACAUAGACCACAUUAAAGUCAUUAUUCACCUGACCCUUCAGACUUUCUCCUUCCCUUGGUUCUGCAGUCCCAGAUGAGAAUGCAGUGGUGAUAAAUGGAAUCUGUGGAAAAGAAUAGGAAAGAUUCUUUCCAGGAAGAAGCCCCUAGGUAUUAGGAGACUCUGACUAGUGUUAUAUAUAGCUUUUCAUCCACAGAUCUUCCAGGCUAGAGAGGUUUUCAAAUGAUCAGAGAAGAUGCAGGAGGGAGAGUAAAGAAGUUGACCUAGACCAUACCAUGAAAGGGUCCCUUUGGCCACCCUUCCCUCUCCAGAAAGAGGGAAUACUUCCUCACAGUACCUGUUAUUGGAAGGAGCCUUAGAGGCUUUCUGGUGCAACCCAUACUGAACAAGAGUAUGCUGUUCAAUAUUCCUAACAAGUGGCCAGCCAGCCUUUGCUUGAAGAUCUCUGAUGGAGAAGAACCCACUGUCACCUAGGGCGGCCCAUUCUACUUUUGGACAAUUCUGAUUGUGGGGAAAUUUUUCUUACAUUAGGCUGAAAUCAGCCUUUUCGCAGCUUCCACCCAUUGUUCCUAGUUCUCCCCUGCCCCACCCCCUAGCCUAGCAGGACUUCUUCCACAUCACAGCCUUCAUAUAUUGAAGACGGGCACUUUGUCCACCCAGGUUUUAUCUUCUCCAAGCAGAAGCAUACCCAAUUCCUUCACCUGGUUGUCAUAUGACAUCAUCUUGAGGUCCUUCUGGUCUCCCUCUUCUGACUUCUCCAAUUUAUCAAUAUCCUUCACAACUGUGACUCCUAGAACCACUCAGUGUUCCAGGUAUGAUCUGACUAUGGCAGAUGAAAGCUAAAUUUUCAUUUCCCUAGUGUCCCAAACACUAUGCCUCUCAGUGUAGCCUGAUUGCUUUUUUGGCUAUCUUAUCGCAAUAUUGACUCAUAUUGAGUUUAAAGUCCACUCAGACUGACAAAACUUUUUCAAAUGAACUAUCUAGCUAUACCUUCCCUAUCUUGACUUUUUUUCCCUAACUUGAUUUUUUUUAAACCCAAGUAUAAGACUUUACAUUUAUCCCUGUAAAAAUUCAUCUUACUCAAUUGAUCCCAGUGUUUUGAACUUGUGAGAUCUUUUUGAAUCUUGAUUGUAAUCCAAUCUGUUAACUGUCCCUCUGAGUUUUGCUUUGUCUGCAAAUUCGAUAAACAUGCCAUCUUUCACCUUUAUCAAGUCGUUGAUAAAAAUGUUGAACAGCAUAAAGCCAAUAACUUCUCUGGGGCAUUCUAUUAAAGACCUCCUUCAAAUAAUGACAUAGAACAUUAAUGACCACUCUUUCAGUCCAGCCAUUCAUCCAAUACCAAAUUCCUUAUCAUGUAGCUCUCCUUUUUCACAAGAAUAGCAUGAGAGGUUUGUUAAAUGCUCGGCUAAAAUCUUGGUAAACUAAAUCUGUGGUAUUCCCCUGAUAUAUCAAUCUAGUAAAUCUGUCCAAAAAAAAAAAAGAAAAAAAGUGAGGUUAAUCAGGCAUGGCCUGUUCUUCAUGAAGUCAUCCUGACUCUUUGUGAUUACUGCUUCCUUUUCUGUACAUCUCUUAACCACCUCUUCAAUAUUAUGUUCCAGAAUUUUGACAGAAAUUGAAGUUAUGCUUAUUGGCCUACAGUUUGCCAACUUCAUAAUCUUCCCUGUCUUCUUCCAGUCUUGUUGCAUUUUUCCCAUUCAUCUUGAUCUUUCAGACCAGUUCUCUGUGAUAUAGUUUAUCUGGGCCUGGUGACUUGAAGGGCAGGUAGGUACUCUCUUACUCUUUCCCUGCUAAUCUUGGAUCUAAAUAUCCUGUUAGCCAUUUUUGUUCAGUCCUUUCCAAUCCAAAGAUCAGUGUCCUUGGCAGACAAAGCAGAAACAAAGUAAGAGUUGGGCAGCCUUUCUUUCUCUCCCUUGUCUUGUCAGUUAUGAUUGGCCCAUCUGCUUUGAGCAGCAGUCCUAUCUUGUCUUUAAUCAUCCUUUUCCUCAAUAUAGCUUUUUAAAAAUAAUUUUGGGGGGUCAUUUUUUAGGUUUUUCUACCAGUCUUAGCUCAUUCUGAGCUUGGACCUUCUUGACACUGUUCUUACAGGCCCAUGCCAUGCUUUGUAUUCAUCUUCCAUUACCUGCCUUUGCUUCCAUCUUCUAUACACAUCUUUUUAAAAAUCUAAGUUGCUCAAGUUUCAUUUGCUUACACAUUUCUCUUGUCUCUUCAUUGAAAUUAUUUUUGUGUCUCCAGAAUUUCAUUCUUAAAAACUUCCUUUUCCUCCUAGUAUGACUUCUGUCAGAUUUUGGUGCAUAGGAUCCUGCCUAUCCUUUUUCUGAAUCUUUUAAAGUCUUUUCUCCAGUAACCUUGCAUGCAUGUCAGACUGUACUCAGUUUUCCACUCCUUUUUCAAAAUUUAAGAUGAAGUGAUCACUUGCACCUUGAUUCCUCUCAUCUCUUCUUUAGGACCCAGUUACUUUUUGGUAAAAGUCUGAUCCAGAAUAAUAGUUUCUCAUCUUCCUUUUAUGGAUGAAAUUAUCGUUACUGCAAGCUAAGAAAUAAUUAGCUGCCACUCUGCUUUUCACAGAGCAUGAACUCCUGCAGGAGUCCGUAUGAUGACUACCAUGUCUUCAUUCCAUAGCUCCAGGCUUGUGGUCUGUUUGCAGAAGUUAACUCUUUCCUCUCUGGGUGUUCUGGGUGUUCUGUAGCAUUUUCUGAAUAAUUGUUUCUUUUUCCUUUGACUCUUUACAGUUUUUCUGACCUGACAGCAUCUAUGGGUCUGUAUCACCAAUUCCUUUGAGGACAAAUAGCUACUAGCUGCUCCCUCCUCUUCAAGAAGAGUGUCAUAUCUGCUCUUUAGCUCCAGUUGCUCAGUGACCCAUCCAUUUUCUCUUUUAUCACCAUCCAUCUUUUAUCACCUUCCAUCCUCCAGUCACAAGUCUUCUCUGUCUUAACAGAUCCUUUUUCUUUGUACUUGAAAGCUCUUUCAGUUUUUAAAGGAAGACUGCAUUCUUCCUGAUAACAGGGAUUGAAGAAACAUUCCUCAAGGCACUUUAAUUUGUCUUCUAAAAAGGAGACCUGCCCACACUUUGUACAUAGAUAAUUGUCCCUUGGCCGUGACAGAAAGAUAAAUGUCAUGUAUGUAGUAUGUGCAAAUCACUAACAAAUUUUCCACGUUCUUCACGUUUGCCCAGAAACAUAAGUUUCUUGGGCCUUUUUCCUACUAGUUGUGGUCCACUCCUCUGGAGAAUUCCUGUAGCCUAGGGAAGUCUUGGAAUCCAGAGUUUUCUUUCUCACCUGUGUUGUACUAUAGACACACCCAAUUUCCUUUUCUUUGUCUUCCUAACCUUCUCCUUGAGUCCCCUAUUGUCUUCACGGCUUCAUUUUUUGAGUCUUCAAGUUCUCUUCUUCCCUUUGUCCUCGAAUCAACACUGCAUAAGUGAUUCUCCUGCCUAACCAAACCCUCUAGUCCUGAAGACUACUUGUAGCAAGGAGCUGCCCCACACAAGGUACAGACCCUGCAGUAGAGAAGGUGUUUCUUUCUAUUCUGACAUAGCAAGCUUUCGAGGAUGUCCCACAGGAAGGUAGUUUGAAGAGGAUUGGGUUCCCUUUUUUAAUUCUCUUAAGAUUUUUCUCUCCCCAUGCUGUAAAACAGAGGAAGCCUGCUAUAUAUUUACAAAACCUUUUCUGCUUCCCUCUGAAACCCCAACAACUUCCCUUUCUUUGUGAAGAAAUGCCUUUUGUGUGUAGAUGUAUCUACUCUGUGCCCCAUGAGAGAGACCUCCCAAUAAAGAAUGACUCCUGUGACUGCCAGGAGUGUGUGUUCUGUGCCAGAGCUUCUACUGAUUAUCAGCAGUAUGCCAUUGUGUCUAUGGUUCCUGAGUCUAGGCAACUUGUCAUUGGUACCUACCUUCCUCUCACAAUAACAUAAUGCUUUGGAAGUUUUCAUGACAGUAGGAAUCUUGAAGUAGGUGAUGCAAGGUGAUUUUAUAAAUGAGAAAAUUGAGGUUCAGAGAGAUUGAUAGACCCAAGAUCACAUAGCUAAAAAGCGUCGGAGUUGGGGUUUGAACCAGUCUUCUGACUCCGAAUCCAGGCACUUGGGUGCCCAAACCCCCAUCCAGGAGUGUCCAAGGAGCAAAACUUUCUUCUGAUCUUUGAGAGGUCUUAACAAGAUAAACUGUUCAGCUUCAUUCAAAUUAAGAUGUGAAUGGCUGAUCCAGUUGGCUAAUGGGUAGUUGGGGUGGAGGAUAAUUUAUGUUAUAAAGCCAAAGCUUGUAAACCUAAUGAAUUUCUGGCUAGUGAUUGGACCUAGGAUAUUUUUUGAACCAAAUUUGGAAUCUACCUCUAUUAUCUAUGAUAAGCUUUUCCUCUCCCACAGGCCACAGUGGGGGAGUCCACAACCUGCCACUCCUUUCUACAUUAUUGUGACACUUCUUAUUGCCUAGAUUCUCAGCCUGGGUGGGCCAUUAGCAUAAAACCUGGGAGCAAAAAGUAUUGUUCUUUUUCUGGGAUAUUUGCCCUCUGCCACCACCUGACCCUGUCAGAGGAAGGAAGGAGCCAGCCAUGGUGGAUCUUAGCCAGAAUUUACAUGGCUUAUUGGGUUCAUAGAUUUGUUGGCCCUGAUCUUUAUGUUAGAUUAAGAUUAAUGGCUCUGUCCAUGUUCUCUUUGAUCUCUUUAAGGAUGCUACCAGAUCAUCCUCCCUCAUCUGUGCCGCUAACUUUUUUAAUGCGGAUUCCAGAGUCUCCCCUGUAUGCCCUGCUUCUAUCUGGGCUGCUAGGGUCAUCUCCUGUACUUGUGCAGUGUGUUGGAGGGUCUCUAUAUCUAAGGUAACCCCCUCCUCCUCUGCUGCCAUCUCUACAACUUCCAACAGUGAUUCUUUCAAUUUUCUCUUCUUCUGACAUGCUUUCUGACUCAUUGAGAUAUACUGAACUGACUACAAGUCUGCAAGAGUCUUAAGUGCUCUGGAGAAAACACAUCGUGACAUUGUCCACCUACAACUUUUAAUUCCAUGGAGACUGAUAAUCCAUGUAGCGCUACUGCAAGACCAUUGAAAGAUGGGCUUUUGUUUCAGGGAGAAGUUCAAGGUGAUUAAAAGUACUGGUCUUUCAAAUUGUCUGAAAGAGGAGAGAACACAUAGAGACAAGUGGUGCUAGGAAAAGCUUUGUUUUGAUCCAAGAAGUCAGAGGGAACGUGAGUGGAGCCUUAGGUCAAUCUGUCGACAGCUCUGUAAAUGUUAAGAUGCUAUAGAACUGUGGGUUAUUGACAUUAUGUGGAGGAGCCUCCAACCAAGUUCUUCACUACCUACCUCAGCAUGAAAGGGAUGCUGAGUUCAGGAAGGUAAUGCCAGCAUGCAGGCUGCUGAGGCUUUGAUUGCACACCUGAGGAUGGGCUGGGUGUUUGCACACCAGCCUGCACACCAACCUGGCUACAUUCAUAGAAGCUCAUCACCAGGUUAGUUGCAAGGUGAUGAAUUGACCACCAGUUCCUUUGAAAAGAUGGUCCUUUACAUUGUGAAGGGGUUGUAAUAUCCUAGAUCAGUCAGGUCUCCUAGUGACCACCAGAGGGCACUAGUGGCCCAAUAAUCAUAGAGAAAUUUCCCCCCACCACCCCUAGGCUGGAAAAUCCUCAAGAAAGCAUCCAUUUGUACAACCCUUUUAUUUUUUAAAUGAGGAAUUGAGGCCCAGAGAAGGGAAGGGGAUUUGCCCCAGGUCUCAUAGUGAGUGGAAGAGCUAGUCUCCAGACUCCUGGUCUAGUGCCACUUCUGGGAAUCCCUCCCUCCUUACCUCCCCAGCUCCCACUCCCAUUCCUACCCCUUCCCUAUUUCAAGCCUUAUAACCUGGAGGUCGGGAGAGUGAGGUGGUUCAGGUGUCUUACCAGUAAUCUAAACCAAGAUUCUCAAACUCUUUGGUUUGAGGACCCCUUUGCACUCUUAGAAAUUAUUGAGAGCCCCAAAGAGUUUGUUUAUGUGGGUUAUGUGUAUAUUUACCAUGUUAGAAAUCAAAACUGAUAAUUUUUUAAAGUACUUGUUAAUGUAUUGUGAAAAGUAACUAUUUUCCAAAGCAAAAUAUAUUAGAAGA